Anopheles marshallii is the source of this 258-nucleotide messenger RNA. It is a transcript of the gene Sf3b5, whose product is annotated as splicing factor 3B subunit 5. Gene Ontology annotation, cellular component: precatalytic spliceosome; U2 snRNP. The transcript has a single exon. The record is from RefSeq and is a predicted model, not a curated record. Gene Ontology annotation, biological process: mRNA splicing, via spliceosome. Bases 1 to 258 code for a protein of 85 amino acids. NCBI's taxonomy places the organism in Eukaryota, Metazoa, Arthropoda, Insecta, Diptera, Culicidae.
AUGGGCGACCGGUACAACAUCCACAGCCAGCUGGAACAUCUACAAAGCAAAUACAUCGGUACGGGGCAUGCGGACACUACCAAGUACGAAUGGCUAACAAACCAGCAGCGUGACUCGCUUGCCAGCUACCUCGGGCAUUACGAUAUGCUGAGCUAUUUUGCGGUCGCCGAGAAUGAAUCAAAGGCUAGAAUUCGUUUCAACAUCAUGGAAAAGAUGCUGCAACCGUGCGGUCCGCCUCCAGAAAAGACGGAAGACUAA